AUGCCCCAUGAGAGGCUGUGGCUGGAGCAUUUCCAGCAGGCCGAGGACAUCCUGCUGACCCUGCUGGAGGAUGCCCAGGCCAGGAAGCCCUGCUUCCUUGUGGACUAUGCCAGGAACUUGGAAGCCUUCGAGUUUUCUCUCUGUGCCUCUGAGGAUGCUGUCACUAUAUAAGUCCCUCUGUGGACUCACAGUGAUGCCCUGCAGGUGCUGGAGUACUGGCCUGGGGACACCCCAGUCAGGCACCAUCUGGGACUGGACACCUGCGAUAUCUGGAAGUGUAUGGGGGCCAACUUAGAGGACUGGACCAGCGCUGCAUAUGUGAUGGAGCAGGAGGGUGGUGCGGGAUGCCUGGUUUUGUCAGUCCUCCAGUACCUGAAAACACUUCUUGUUUUGGCCAUUGUGCAUUGCCAAUGCUGCUUCCUGCUUCAGCCAGGUGUUGAUCUCAGCACUGAAAAUCUGCAGGAAGAUGCUGUGGUGCUCUCCCUGCUGAUCCAUGAUGGCUGGAAGACCAUCCGCUUUGACAUUGUCUCUGUGGUGAAGAGGUGGCAGGAGCUGCUCCAGCUCAAGGGGCAGCAGAGUGAGGGCUUCCUUGAAUACAGCCUCUGAAAGGCCCCAGAAGAGGCCCACUACAUCCCUGCCUCUCCCCAUUGCUGCUACUGUGAGGAUACAGGUCUCCCAGUUUCUCAAGCCAGAUCCUUCACUGCGCACAUUGAUAGCUGGCAGGCAGACCCCAGCACCCGAGCCCUCCUGCUGCUACCCACUGAGGACAGGUCCUACUGGGACACAGGCUGCUUUGACAUCCUGCUCAGCCAUUUCCAGAUGUACCAGAUCCAGGAUGGUGCACACCACUCUGGAAUGUGCCAGCUUCUCUUCAAGAUCCAGUGA
Molecule: messenger RNA, 885 nt
Organism: Melopsittacus undulatus (budgerigar)
Lineage: Eukaryota; Metazoa; Chordata; Aves; Psittaciformes; Psittaculidae
Gene: MAB21L4
Product: mab-21 like 4
Source: RefSeq, a predicted model, not a curated record